AUGGAUUCUUGCCAAGGUUCACAUGAAAUUGCAAAGCUGGAAGGAGAAUUUAUUGACGAAAGCGGGGAAGGAAAUCUUAAUCAAAUCGCUUAUACAAGCCAUUCCUCGCAUGCCAUGUCUAUCUUCAAAAUCCCUAUUUCGAUUUGCAAAGCUAUAGAGACGAAGGUGGCGAAUUUCUGGUGGAGAAACAGUACCCGGGAAUGCUUUGGGAUACAUUGGAAAAAAUGGGAAGAUCUGAAAAUCAGGAAGGACGAAGGGGGUCUUGGCUUCAAGGAUCUAAUAGCUUUUAAUAAGGCUAUGUUGGGAAAGCAAGCAUGGAGAAUUUCUCAGCAUCCUCGGUCCUUACUAAGCAAAGUAAUGAAAGGGUUGUACUAUCCACGAGUGAGUUUUGGAAGGCGGCAAAGGAUCAAGAUCCUCAUGGGGAUGGCGAGUAUAUUGAUGGGAAGAGACUCUAUUUCUCCGAACAUAAUGUUCUCCGUUGGGAAUGGUAAUGCAAUAUCGACUAGAGAGGACAAAUGGCUUAAAAGCGGAAAGAUUGGUGGCUCGGCUAUGGAUGGGGAACCAAGGCAGGUGGCUGGUCUCAUAGAUCCAGAGACUGGAAAUUGGAAUGAACAUUUGAUAAAAACAUUGUUUGGCGACCAAAAAGUCCAAGACAUAUUAGCAACACCAAUCGGAAUGCCUAAUGAAGAGGAUAGACUGGUAUGGGAGAAGACCAAAUCAGGGAUAUACACAGUUCAAAGUGGAUACUAUGCCAAUAGAGACAAUCCACCAUACAAAAAGCACAAGUAG
Messenger RNA from Eucalyptus grandis, 789 nucleotides. RefSeq lists its product as uncharacterized. Bases 1 to 789 code for a protein of 262 amino acids. The record is from RefSeq and is a predicted model, not a curated record. Lineage: Eukaryota; Viridiplantae; Streptophyta; Magnoliopsida; Myrtales; Myrtaceae. The transcript has a single exon.